Eucalyptus grandis is the source of this 839-nucleotide messenger RNA. RefSeq lists its product as uncharacterized. The record is from RefSeq and is a predicted model, not a curated record. Lineage: Eukaryota; Viridiplantae; Streptophyta; Magnoliopsida; Myrtales; Myrtaceae. Bases 63 to 647 code for a protein of 194 amino acids. The transcript is spliced from 7 exons.
ACUCAUGGAAAUGAGUCGCUAAUCGAUAUGUUGUUUUGGAAUGAAAAGCUCAUGUGAUAACAAUGUCUCAAGAUGAGUUCACCAUCCCGCACCGAUUCAUCGAUCAUGACCAUUACAUGAGGGUAGUAAAGAGGAUGAAGAUUAAUGCAAAAAACACAGCAGAGGCAUGCCGACGAUAUCUACUUAAAAUAGAUGAGCAACUUUCGAGUGAGAUGGCUGAUCUUAAGGCCAAGAUUGAUCAAGUGGGCUCGGAGAUUGAGUCGAACGGACAACAAAUGCUGGAGGAAUUUCGACACCGUGCUACAGAGAACGAGGGCGGGAAUCUCAACAAACUAUAUCAAGAUUUAUGCAAUUACAAAACCUCUGGUGAUGAGAUUUAUGGAGAUGAGUUUCGUAAGUUCCAAGCCGAGAAGCAAAAUUUCAUGACACAGCUUGUCGAAUUAAGAAAGAAGGAGAAGGAUAAGCUGGCAACAAUUCCUGAUCAAAUUGAGCGAUUGAAUGACAAUGUCAAAAAGAAGAUGAUGGUCUUGGAGGAUUGUAGGACUUUGGUGACGUUUGAAGCGUCAGAUGAAGAAAGGCAUCGGGCAUCAAUGUUUGUGGAAGAAGGGGGUCAAGAUCGCACAAUCACAACUACAACAGCAUCUUAAGUUCUGCCCUCAUUACUGAUGUAAAGCUGGUUAGUUGUUAAUUUAAGGGAACCAUUCGGCUUCAUUUUGAUUGGGUUGUAAAUACCCUUGCCUCUGAUUUCUACUUGUUUUUGGAACAUUUAGACGAUCUGGCCUAUGCCAUGACUUCUUUAGCUUGUCUAAAGAUUUGAUUCCUACUCAAAACACAAUCUU